AUGACUUCGGGUGAAAUUGUCCAAUGGUUGAAGAAGGAAGGUGAUAAAAUCUCUGUUGGUGAUUCCUUGUGCGAAAUCAGAACAGAUAAAUCAGUAUUGGAUUUUGAAUCAACUGAAGAAGGUAUUUUGGGUAAAAUUAUCAUUCCUGGUGGAACAAAGAAUAUUGAAAUGGGUGCAACUAUUGGCUAUCUUGUUGAUAAAUUGGAUGAAAUU
Messenger RNA from Naegleria gruberi, 213 nucleotides. RefSeq lists its product as uncharacterized. The transcript has a single exon. NCBI's taxonomy places the organism in Eukaryota, Heterolobosea, Eutetramitea, Acrasida, Naegleriidae. Gene Ontology annotation, biological process: pyruvate decarboxylation to acetyl-CoA. The record is from RefSeq and is a predicted model, not a curated record. The annotation marks the transcript as partial. Gene Ontology annotation, cellular component: pyruvate dehydrogenase complex; mitochondrion.